Messenger RNA from Mollisia scopiformis, 3357 nucleotides. RefSeq names its product kinase-like protein. Gene Ontology annotation, molecular function: ATP binding; tau-protein kinase activity; protein serine/threonine kinase activity. Gene Ontology annotation, biological process: microtubule cytoskeleton organization; intracellular signal transduction; protein phosphorylation. Gene Ontology annotation, cellular component: cytoplasm. NCBI's taxonomy places the organism in Eukaryota, Fungi, Ascomycota, Leotiomycetes, Helotiales, Mollisiaceae. The transcript has 3 exons. The record is from RefSeq and is a predicted model, not a curated record. The coding region runs from base 1 to 3357 and encodes 1118 amino acids.
AUGGCUCCAGGUGAUCACCAACGCGGUGUUCCGCCAGUUGUCUCACCUCGAACUUCUUCGAAUCGAAAUGCCGCACAUGCUGCAGCGUCGGCUGCAGAUCGAUCUCGAAGAACGCAGCACAAUGAAGCCUCGAGUUCUCCACGACAAGCUACAGCUGGUGAUGGUUCACAAGAUCGGAUAGAUAGACAGCGGAGCAAUGGAAAUACACAGCAGCCGAAUGGAGGAUCUGAAGAUCCUGCUGUAGCUGCUGCCAAUGCUGCUGCCAGAGCUAGGAGGAGAGCUCAACAAGCUUCAGGAGAAGCUAUAUCGAGUCGACCUAGCGGGACUCGAGAGCCUAGAUCCUCCGCAUCUGCAUCCGCCGUACAACGACAAGCAAUGGCAGCCGCCGGCAAUUCGGGAGGACAAUGGUCAGAGGGCCCAUCUAGGGAAGCCAGCGAAGUCUUGAAUCGUGUGGUUAUCAGCAAGCCUGAGGUCGACCUUGAUCGAGAACGGGAAAGAAUGGCGGAGGCUAUCCCAUCCUCCCCAGCAUCACAAAGAACUCCUGGCGGUUUGAGUGUUGUGCCUAGCGAAGGUGUAGACGAUACUGGACGCGGAGGAAGCAGAAGUCGACAUGAUCACGCUGCCAGCACCACCAGAGAGAAGAGCAAUCAGAAGUUUGGCGACUACUUUCUUGGCAAUACCUUGGGUGAGGGAGAGUUUGGCAAAGUCAAGAUGGGUUGGAAACAAGAGGGCGGUGUGCAGGUUGCUAUCAAGCUCAUCCGAAGAGACAGUGUUGGCACGAAUCCCACCAGACUGGCUAAGAUCUACCGCGAGAUCUCUAUCCUCCGCGAAAUAUCUCAUCCUAAUAUCGUCCACUUGCACGAGAUGGUGGAAACACCAAAGCAGAUUGGUCUUAUCCUUGAAUACGCUUCUGGUGGAGAGCUCUUCGAUUACAUCCUCAACCACCGAUACUUGAAGGAUCAAGCUGCACGCCGACUAUUUGCACAACUUGUCUCUGGAGUUGGUUACUUGCAUAAGAAGGGCAUAGUUCAUCGAGAUUUGAAGCUGGAGAACCUGCUAUUAGACCGCAACCGGAAUAUAAUCAUCACCGACUUUGGAUUCGCCAAUACCUUCAAUCCUGACGACGAGUUAGGAGAUGAGAUCGAAUAUAACCUGUCCAGUAGGGAUUUUGUUAAGCGGAUGGAGCUUGAUAAGAUUCUGGAAGGCGGCCAUCGGAGAGGUGAUCUCAUGCAGACGAGUUGUGGAAGUCCUUGUUAUGCAGCUCCAGAGCUUGUGGUCAGCGAUUCUUUAUACACUGGCCGUAAGGUAGAUGUCUGGAGUUGCGGUGUGAUCUUGUAUGCCAUGCUUGCAGGUUACCUUCCUUUCGACGACGAUCCAGCCAACCCUGAAGGCGAUAAUAUCAACCUCCUCUACAAAUAUAUCGUUUCCACUCCUCUUACCUUCCCCGAAUAUGUCACACCACAUGCCCGAGACCUUCUCCGCCGUAUCCUUGUUCCAGACCCAAGAAAGCGAGCAGACCUGUUUGAGGUUGCAAGACACAGCUGGUUGAGCGAAUACUCUCACGUUGUCGGCUUCAUUACUAGCACCACAACUACAAGCAAGGACGUUGGUUCAACCACUGUUGCUUCAGAGGAGGAAGAGAGCGGUCCUAUGAUUGGAAGAAGUGCUUCGGUUAGAGAAUCGUCAAAGGCUUCUAAGCAGACUGCUGUUGGUGAACUCGGCAGAAAACAUGGUCAUGUUGAUCCUGAAGCAGCCGAGACACAUCCCAAGCCAUCGAAGGACAACAAACGCAGAACUGUUCAGGUCGAAUAUGUGGCUCCUCGUUCUCAAACACAACGUGGCGAGGCUUCAGCUGCGCCUGCUGCCGCUCCGGCACCCGUGGUAUCAGGUUCAAGGACAAGAGCAAGAGCUGAAAGUGGUGGUCCUACAGAAGUGAAGUCUGCUCAGCCAACGACGAGAAGACAGGUCUCAACAGAGAAACCGUUGCCUCAAGAUCCUCCUGGAGCACAAUAUACUCAAGGAAGACGCCCCUCAGGUUCUUCUUCUCGUCAACAAGGCAUGCCUCCACCUACCCGACCUGGUCGUGAAGUUCCUCGAUCCGUCUCCGAGACUAAUUAUAUGUCAGCUCAUGCACCGCCACCUGUCUCUACGAUUACACGACCAACAACUGGCGGAUCGAUGACAUCUACUGGUAGCAGAUCAGGAUCAUUAGCAUUGAGGGAUCGAGGAUCAUAUAGCCAACCAGCACCUCCAAGCGUAGCUGGAACCAACGCCCAAGGCCGCAUGUCACAACCAAAGAACGGCACGAGCUACAACAUUUCUGCUCCCAUCUUGGAUUCUGAGCAGUCAGAGUUUGGUCUUUCAAGUUCGAGUUCUCACAACCAGAUUCCUCCGAAGUUUGCACGUGUAGCUGGGUUUCCAGAAGGAUCGGCCGCUCCAGAAAAGGGUCACAAGAGAUCGAACACAAUUGGUGGUAUCUUUAGCAGAACCAAUUCCAUUUUCGGAAGCAAGAGAAACACAGAUCAACAGGAGAAGCCGGAAAAGACCAAGAAAUACCCACCUGUGAGCAUGUCUGGAGCCGUUCCCCAUUCAGACUCUCCUCGUCAAUCAAUGGAUUCUCGGCGCUCGAUAUCUUUUGGCUUUGGUAAAAAGAGAAGUGGAAGUAUCACUGGCUCUCAGACUACAACCUUGCAAGACAAGCCAAGAAGAUUUUCUUUACUUCCAGCUUCAUUCUCGUUGAAGGCUAUCGGCAUUGGCAAGGAAUACGGAACUCCCGGUGCUCCUCCUAGCAACUACGGUGACUACAAUCGAGAUGCUUACACUCCUCCUCCCCAAACUGCCCGAACUGGAGAUAGCCGGAAUAUCAGUGGUGCUACAGCAACUCAGCCGUAUGCUGCUGAUGGAAUCUACGAUCGCAGUCGUGAUAGUCCUAGACAAGAGAGACGACCUGGCAACACCUCCAGUCCAGUUCAAACUCGAUAUAAUCCUCAAACGGUUUCCAAUCCUCGAUCUGGUCCGAAUCAGGAAUUCCUCCCUCCCAUGAACUUCCGUCAAGGGGAGUCGGCUUUGAAUACCGAGUCGGAGUCUUCUCUAGGCGAGACCAUUCAAGCUAGAAGAGCAGCAUAUCCUGACGGUUUCAAUGCGUACAACGAUGCUCCCAGGAGACAGACCACCGGACAGUCACGAAGCAGUGCGAGAGGAGUCCUUCAGAAGAACAACCGGAAGUUCACCGAAGCAUACGAGCAGGAGGCCAAUAAUGGAUAUGGACCAACCCAUUCUGAUCAUGCUGGCAGUAGUGGAGCUGCGAGGAAAGUGAUGGAUUUCUUCCGACGACGAGGAAGAGAUCGCGGGCAAUGA